Messenger RNA from Sesamum indicum (sesame), 972 nucleotides. Its product is annotated as MYB-like transcription factor EOBII. Gene Ontology annotation, molecular function: sequence-specific DNA binding; DNA-binding transcription factor activity. Gene Ontology annotation, biological process: regulation of DNA-templated transcription. The record is from RefSeq and is a predicted model, not a curated record. Gene Ontology annotation, cellular component: nucleus. NCBI's taxonomy places the organism in Eukaryota, Viridiplantae, Streptophyta, Magnoliopsida, Lamiales, Pedaliaceae.
UUAGGCUAAAAGCUCUUGUUUCUGACGUCAACUAAUAGCUGAUUUAGCUGCCUAAGAAAUCAUCUUAGCCAACCUCUAUAAAUUCAGCACCACCUCCAUUAUUAUUUUCAUCAAAAUAUCUACCAUAUUUACUCUCUCUCUCUCUCUCUCUCUCUUGCAAGAUGGACAAAAAGCCAUGCAACUCCCAAGAUCCUGAAGUGAGGAAAGGGCCAUGGACUAUGGAAGAAGAUCUCAUUCUCAUCAACUACAUUGCUAAUCAUGGUGAAGGCGUUUGGAAUUCGCUAGCUAAAUCUGCUGGGUUGAAGCGCACGGGGAAGAGCUGCCGACUACGGUGGCUCAACUACCUCCGGCCGGACGUCAGACGGGGAAAUAUCACGCCGGAGGAGCAGCUCUUGAUCAUGGAGCUUCAUGCUAAGUGGGGAAACAGGUGGUCGAAAAUCGCUAAGCAUCUGCCUGGAAGAACCGACAACGAGAUAAAGAACUACUGGAGGACUCGCAUUCAGAAGCAUAUCAAGCAAGCCGAUCAUCAGAGCAGCUUCCCUGCAGCAGCACAAAAUUCGGAGCAUAGCAACGAUUGCACGAACCAUGCGUCUACCUCCAGUUGUUGCCCUACGGAUCAUGCAGUUGAAUCCUACUCUCCCACGACUUCGUUUAAUGGAAACAUGGAAACCACUUUUCAAAGUCCUUUUCCCACCGAAUCACAUGACAACAUUUGGAGCAUGGAGGAUCUUUGGUCCCUGCAGUUACUUAACGGGGACUGAAUUAUAUUAUCAUUAUUAAUUAAUUACUUUGAUUAAUCCUUCCUGGUAAUUAAUCAUCAGUAAUUAUAUUAUUAUUAUUAUUAUUAUUGCUUAAUUAGUUUCUAGCUAUAAGUAUAUCGUGGCUAGUUUUUUAUUUAAGUAUUAUUUCGACUGUAACAUAUACGAUUAUCGCUAUUUAAUAUGUAUGAAUUCGCGUAGUUAUGUGCGGACA